Molecule: messenger RNA, 1762 nt
Organism: Nymphaea colorata (pocket water lily)
Lineage: Eukaryota; Viridiplantae; Streptophyta; Magnoliopsida; Nymphaeales; Nymphaeaceae
Product: phospho-2-dehydro-3-deoxyheptonate aldolase 1, chloroplastic-like
Exons: 5
Coding region: 71-1588 (505 amino acids)
Biological process (GO): aromatic amino acid biosynthetic process
Molecular function (GO): 3-deoxy-7-phosphoheptulonate synthase activity
Source: RefSeq, a predicted model, not a curated record
AGUGAAGGCGAGAGAGACCAGAGGGCGGGGAAGGGAGAACUCGCUGUUGAGAUACGAACUUUGUGGGGGAAUGGCGAUUUCUGCAAAUGGGUGCCUCUCAAAAACUCCUCUCAUGCCACAAAGCCCCAAAAUCCGGCCUAAGUCCGUCGUUUCCGUCCGGGCCGUGCGGUCGACUGAACCAUUGAAGCCCGGGACGGCUGAUCUGGGAGGGAAUAAGGGCGGGAAUUGGACGAUCGAUAGCUGGAAGUUGAAGAAGGCACUCCAGAUUCCGCAGUACCCCAACAAACAAGAGCUCGAGGAGGUUCUCAGCCGCAUCGAGAGCUUUCCCCCCCUCGUCUUCGCUGGCGAGGCGAGGAAGCUUGAGGAGCGCCUCGCGGAAGCGGCCGUCGGGAGGGCGUUCCUGCUUCAGGGAGGUGAUUGUGCCGAGAGCUUCAAAGAGUUUAAUGCCGAUAACAUCCGGGACACCUUCCGGGUUCUCCUUCAGAUGGGGGUCGUCCUCAUGUUCGGAGGCCAGAUGCCCGUCAUCAAGGUGGGACGAAUGGCUGGUCAAUUUGCCAAGCCCAGAUCAGAGCCCACCGAGACUAAGGACGGGGUGACGCUUCCUAGUUACCAGGGAGAUAACAUCAAUGCUGAUGCCUUCGAUGAGAAAUCUAGAAUCCCAGAUCCUCAGAGGUUGAUCAGUGCCUAUACCCAGUCUGCAGCUACCGUGAAUCUUCUUCGUGCUUUUGCUACUGGAGGAUAUGCUGCUAUGCAGAGAGUCACCCAGUGGAACUUGGAUUUCACUCAACAUAGUGAACAAGGCGAGAGGUUUAUGGAGCUUGCCCAGAGAGUGGAUGAAGCUUUGGGAUUUAUGGCGGCUGCUGGUCUGACCAUGGAUCACCCCAUAAUGACAACCACCGAGUUCUGGACUUCCCAUGAGUGUCUUCACCUCCCCUAUGAGCAAUCCUUAACAAGACUGGAUUCCACAUCCGGACUUUUCUAUGAUUGUUCUGCUCACUUCGUUUGGGUAGGGGAGAGGACAAGACAGUUAGAUGGCGCUCAUGUAGAGUUUCUACGGGGUAUUGCCAAUCCUCUUGGUAUAAAGGUAAGUGAUAAAAUGGAUCCUAAGGAGCUUGUGAGACUCUGUGAGAUCCUAAACCCUCAUAACAAGCCUGGGAGGCUUACCAUAAUCACUCGGAUGGGAGCAGAAAAUAUGCGUGUCAAGCUGCCACACCUGAUCAGGGCCAUGCGUCAGGCAGGGCUCAUCGUGACCUGGGUCAGUGAUCCAAUGCAUGGAAACACAAUUAAGGCGCCAUGUGGCUUGAAAACACGUUCCUUUGAUGCAAUCAGAUCUGAACUUAGAGCUUUCUUUGACGUGCAUCAGCAAGAGGGUAGUUAUCCAGGAGGAGUGCAUUUGGAAAUGACCGGGCAGAAUGUCACUGAGUGCAUUGGAGGAUCAAAAACAAUUACUUAUGAUGACUUGAAUUCCAGAUACCACAGCCACUGUGAUCCUAGGCUUAAUGCUUCUCAGUCUCUAGAACUGGCGUUUGCAAUUGCUGAGAGGUUGAGGAAAAGAAGGAUCAAGGCUGGCAUGUCUCUUUUCAAAUAGACAGAUUCUUCUCUCCUUGAUGCUAAAGAGAUGUUUGGUUUUCUGACUUUCCAUCCUUUUUGUCGCUGUAGUGGCAUUGUAAUAUGAGAAAAUAAGCCUAUGAUGUCUUAUUGGGUUUGGGACUACAGGUAGACUCCAUCCUCUGUUUAAACAUUUGAUCGUACUUACUAUGCA